AAAUCCAACAUGGAGUAAUGAGGAGGAGAUGGGGCUCGUCCGGGGCCAUCCUCACCGAAACCAGCGCACCAUUUUCGGUCACCGCAUUCCAGCUCGGGUCGGCGAGGGAGGAGGAAGAGGAGGCGGAGGAGAAGGAGGAGGAAGAGGAGGAGGAAGAAGAAGAAAAAGAAGAAGAAGAAGAGGAGGAGGAAGAAAAGGCGUAGGAGGAGGUGGAAGAGGAGAUCAGAUGCGCGCCUCUUCGGAUGCUCUCCAGUAGGCUAAUUCAGGGGUGAAAGGAGAAAAAGAAGAGUAGGAAGAGGAGGUGGUGUUGGUGGAGGAGGGGGAAGAGGAGGAGGAAGAGGAGGAGAUCUGAGACCACAUAACGCACACCGGGAUUUAAAAACCGAGAGGAUCGCGGGGGAGAACCGGAUUCGCCGCUUCUGCUGCUUCUGCCGCUGAAGGGCGAGGAAACAUGAAGACGCCGCACCGUGCUGCCGCGGCGGGAGCUUAUUAUUACCGGAGGUGAAACGGGAAAAAAUGAACGAGGACACGCGCCCAGACGAGCAGGCUGAAUCACACAGCGGAGGGAAGCAGUGUGUGUGUGUGUGUGUGGGUGUGUGUGUGUGUGUGUGUGUAUGUGUGAGAGGCCGGUUAGGAUGUGGCGUCGGCGGCAGCACAGCUCGACAGCCUGUCGUCAACGGAGACCGCUGUGACUCUGUGACCGUGGAAACAGGAUGUACGAGAGAUGUCUGAGUACUUAAGUGACAGCUACAUUGUGCGCGUCAAAGCGGUGGUGAUGACCCGAGACGAGUCGAGCGGCGGCUGGUUGGCACAAGAUGGCUGCCUGAGCCGAGUGGGCGUCUGCAGGCUGCUGGCCAGCGAGCUGCUGGGACGAAACGCCUUCCUCAUCCACGGAGAACGCCUCAAAGACAAGCAGGUGAUUCUGCAGUGUUUCCUGAAGAAGGACCUGGUCUACACGAAGGCCACGCCCACGUUUCACCACUGGAGGGUGGACAACAGGAAGUGUGGGCUGACCUUCCAGAGCCCGUCGGACGCCCGAGCUUUCGACCGCGGGGUGAGGAGAGCGCUGGAGGACCUGACCGAAGGGUCGACCACGUCUUCAUCGACGUUGCAGAAUGAAGCGGAGCUCGGAGAUGACGACGUCUUUACGACGGCCACCGACAGCUCGUCCAACUCGUCCCAGAAGAGAGAGAGAGAGCCGGCCAUGCACUCGCUCGCCCCGCACAACUUCUGCGAGGCGCGUCGACACCAUUGCAUUCUGGGACAUUUCUACGAGCACCACAGGCCCUCGGAUCACUACUUCCUGGAUCAGGCGGUGCACAUGUUCCCUCGUCACGUCAGCUUCCACGUGGAGGAGGAAGAGAUCGUACGCAUCAACCCCCGCGAGAGAACGUGGCUCACCACCGGCUACGAGGAUUACCGCCACGCCAACUCCACGCGGGCCAAAAUCUCACAGCCAGAAAACCUCGACGCCUACGUACAUUUCGCCAAGAGCGAGGCGCCCAAACACGACUAUACCUACCCGUACCCGCUGAGCUGCAACGUGACAAGGGGAUGCACCGGCAAAUCUAACUGCAUGGAGUCGAUCGGGGGUCGAAGGGCGGUGGUGACGGUGCAGCCGAGAGCCCUGCAGCCCAAAGGCAAGCGGAGGAAGGAGGACGGAGAGCGUUCGCGGUGCGUUUACUGUCAGGACAUGUUUAACCACGAGGAUAAUGGACGAGGUCGCUGCCAGGAAGCACCGGACCCCAUCCAGACGUGCAUCCGGAGGGUCAGCUUCAUGUGGUGCGCCGACAGCCUGCUCUACCACUGCAUGUCGGACACGGAGGGGGAUUUCUCAGACCCGUGUUCGUGCGACACAAACGAUGAGAGAUUCUGUUUGCGAUGGACGGCGCUGGUGGGUUUGUCGCUGCUGGCGCCCUGCAUGUGCUGCUACGCCCCGCUCAGAGCGUGCUACCGCUGCGGGGUGGCGUGCCGGUGCUGCGGCGGGAAACACAAAGCUGUGGGUUGAGGCGUCUUUUAGUUAACUUUAGCCCAUUUGCCAGCUCAUAGAGUACUGUUGUGAACCUGGAAAUGUUGAGUACCCCAACGUUUUAUGAUGGAAAUGUAUAGUAUGGGUCCGCAGCACAAAGAAACUGCCGGAUGCUAACUUGCAUAUGUUGGGCAACACAACGCUGUGGGUUGAGGGCAUGUCACUUUAGUUUAAUUGCCAGCUCAUGCCCCUUUCACACCAACGCGUUUUCAGCUCCGGCUCGGAGCUGGAGCCUGAAAAGUACCGGUUUUUCCUGUUCACACCGCAGAGGCUCUUAGCUCCGGAAUCCGGUUCACUUCCAGCUCCAAAAAAUUGUCGGUCUAGACUCGAGGCAAGAGCUUCGGAGCUAAGAGGCGGCGUCGCUUACGUCUCUCUUACGUCGAGGCGGGGGCAGGGGCAUGGGCGGGAUCAACCUCCUGAACAACAAAAUGCCUGCGUUUUAUCCAGUUUGUACACAACGAUGGAAAACCUCAAACUGAAUAAGCAGCAGUGGCCUUCCAUUUCAUUUCGUAAGAGGAUAACCAAAGCGAACAGCGCUUCAAUACAAUCGGCCAUUGUUGUUGUCGAUGUGAGGGAUUUCCGCGCGGUUUGGAUUUUAUGAAGCAGGCACGUAAACGGUGACGUCAUGACGCAGCAGCGGCAGCUCUGGGCGGUGUGAACAGAGCGGGAGCAGAAAAGGGAAACCGGAGCUGAACCAGAAAAUCUCCCGCUCGGAGCUAGAAAGGGAAAAGCGCUGGUGUGAAAGCCGCAUAGAGAUCUAUUGUGAACCUGGAAAUGUUGAGUUCCCCAAAGUUCUAUGAUAUAAAUGUAUAGUAUGGGUCCCUAGCACAUAGAAACUGCCGGAUAACUUGCAUAUGUUGGGCAAUUUGCAUAAAUUGCAUUAAUAAGGCUUGCACAAUUAGCAUAAGUUAAAAUUAAUAAGGCUAUUCAGACAAUAGGUUGAACAUGGCUUCGCAGAUUUGGACACAUUUUUGAGUGGUUUUCUGGGUUAUUGAGGAUGUUGAAUGAAUCUAUUUUUGACAUUUUCAGGAUCAUAAAUGGCCAUUUUAACCAGAAAGAGGCUGCAUUUGUAGGCUACUCCCUGUGGGCUGAUUUUGAUUAAUUUUGGGUUGAUUUGAAGAUUAAAGGGGACUGAAAACUGACUUUUCGAUCAAAAAAAUGUCAGUUAUUGCAACUUAUGACAAUUGUACAAAUUGCCCAACGUAUGCAAGUUAGGAUCUGGCCUUUUCUUUGAGCUGGGAACCAGUACUAAGCGUUUCUAACAUAAAACUCUGGGGUACUUUACAUUUCCAUGGUUCACACUGCUGGCAAACACACUCCUACCCGAUCUGUACCGUAAGCCAGAUUUGUUCUAAACAUUUGCUUAGAUUUCCGGCGUUGUGGAAAAAUUAGAGGUUUUUAAAAAACGUUAGUGUCAACAACAACUUCCAAAACAUAAAAUACUUUUAAGUACACAUUUGAAAGCAGGACGUUAACAUGCAGAAGAGUAUGUUAAGAGCAUACUAUUGUAUUUAUAAGGCUCAGAGUACUUCUUCCAACAUUUUUCUUUGUUAAUGAAUGACUAAAUUAUUCUAGACAUUCUUUACCAAAACAAGAGAUUAUUUAAAUAAGGACACAUUUAAGUCUUCUAUUUUGUAACCAAUCAAACCAACGAUAACGUUAUUUUAUCUAAAAUACCAGAAAACUGUUGUAAAUCGCUUUGACAUUAUUCAAUUAGCAUCAUGGGAAGUAGCGGCAUAUUCGCACAUGCGCAGAAACAUCUUGUUGUCAGUACAGAUCGAGUAAUGAGAAGGCGUCGUAGGCUCAAAGUAACACUGAAAAACUGACACCUUGACUUUAAUUAAAUGUAUUAUGUUAACAAAUGUAACAUAACUGUAUUAGGUUAGUUGAAAGCAAUAAUAUUAAGUUUAAAUCAAAUAUAUUAGGUUCAACUUAAUAUAUUUGCUUUCAACUAAUACAGUUAUGUGAAAUCUGUCGUUAUAAUACAUUUAAUUAAAGUCAACUUUAAAGGUUUUUUCAGUGCACAGGGACAGCAGCAAAGACUCAUGGGAAAUGGAGGCCGCUGUGAUUCUGUGUGUGUCGUUUGUCUCGUCUCCGAUUUCCAGGAGAAGAAAAACUUGUAUCUCAACAGACGAAAAAGGAAAGAAAGACUGAACAGAGAAUAUUAAUUUCUAUAUAAAGUUAUAAAUAUAAACAUAAAUAUAUAUCUUUAUAUAGAUAUAUAUUUAUGACAGGUACUUUAUAUUUUUACACUCAUGUGUUUUCAAGGCUUGAACAUGUCGUCAGCGUGGUGUGAGGUCAGUAUGAAUGUUAUUGUGUUUGUUGAAAGGACUGCAGCAAAACCUUCAAACUAUUUAGGGUGCACACAAUCAUUUACAAUAAAACAUGGACAGAUCUAGGAUUAGUUUAACAGGUGUUUAUAAAGUUUAUUUAUAGACAAGAACAUGACAAUUAGUUUCAUGUCUGUGUGUUACAUAUGGAGCUGGACAUUAGCAUAGCUUAGCAUACGGUCUUGAAGCAUAAGGGAAACAGCUAGCCUGCCUCUGUCAAAAGUAAACAUCUAUCAUCUACCACUUAAGCUAGAAGAAACAUGUAAUAUGUAGGUUAAUCUGUACACAAACAGAAACAUUAAAUAGGUCUUAAUUCAAGUUGGAUAAGAAGGUGGAGUUUCAUGUAUCUCUGUUAAAUAUGUAGCUGGAUGUUAGCUUAGCUUAGCAUGAAUUCUUAAUUCAGAGGGAAAAAGCUAUAGCUUGCCUCUUUCAAAGGUAGAAAAUAACAUCUUCCACGAAAGCUACAGGUGAACAUGUUAUAUCUAGUUAAAUCUGUACACAAACAGAAAUGUAGAAGCAACAGCCAGGCUGCUUCCAGUCUUUAUGCUAAGCUAGGCUAGCUGAAUCCUGACUCCAGCCUGCUUAAACGCACCAACAUGACAUUAGUUUCAAUCCUCUCAUCGAAUUCUCGGCGGGAAAGCUAAUGUUUCUCUCCAACAUCUCAUUUCUUUUCAAUUUGUUGUGAGCUUACUUGAAUUUUAGUUCCAGCAGCUUCUCCUGUAAAGAUGGAUGUUUUAUUUUCCUGAAACCUGCUCUGCUCAUCUCCCUCUAAAGUUAACAGAUAAACCAGUUUGGCCGACCAGUAAGAUGGCGAUUCGAAUAAUUCAGAAAUACAGUAUAUGACAAUUCGCCAAAAGAUAACGUCGUAUUUAAAGGUCACCUAUUAUGCAAAAUCCUCUUCUUCAUGUCUCUUCUACAUCAACAUGUGUCCCCUCUUCUUCAUGUCUCUUCUACAUCAACAUGUGUCCCCUCUUCUUCAUGUCUCUUCUACAUCAACAUGUGUCCCCUCUUCUUCAUGUCUC
Molecule: messenger RNA, 5381 nt
Organism: Gymnodraco acuticeps
Lineage: Eukaryota; Metazoa; Chordata; Actinopteri; Perciformes; Bathydraconidae
Product: sprouty-related, EVH1 domain-containing protein 2-like
Exons: 8
Coding region: 725-2008 (427 amino acids)
Biological process (GO): multicellular organism development; negative regulation of MAPK cascade
Cellular component (GO): membrane
Molecular function (GO): protein kinase binding
Source: RefSeq, a predicted model, not a curated record